Physeter macrocephalus (sperm whale) is the source of this 1787-nucleotide messenger RNA. RefSeq names its product adherens junctions associated protein 1 (gene AJAP1). Lineage: Eukaryota; Metazoa; Chordata; Mammalia; Artiodactyla; Physeteridae. The transcript is spliced from 5 exons. Gene Ontology annotation, cellular component: cytoplasmic side of plasma membrane; adherens junction; cell-cell contact zone. The record is from RefSeq and is a predicted model, not a curated record. Gene Ontology annotation, molecular function: beta-catenin binding. The coding region runs from base 5 to 1216 and encodes 403 amino acids.
UUCCAUGUUCACCCGCUGGCCCGGCUGCUCUCUAGGAAGCCAUGCUUGGAUCGUUAUAGCCAUGUUUCAGCUCGCCCUGGAUCUGCCCGCGUGUGAGUCCCUGGGCCCGGGCCCCGAGUUCCGGCUGCUGCCCCGGCUGCCCCACCGGCCGCCCCGCUUGUGGAGUUUUAAGAGCGGACAGCCCGCCCGGGUCCCAGCGCCCGUGUGGAGCCCCCGGCCGCCCCGCUUGGAGCGCGGUCACAGCCACGGGCAGGGACCGAGUCCCCGGGCCCGACGGGCGCACAGACCCAGGGACCAGGUGGCCGCUCUGGGGCCCAAAGCGGGGCUGGCCAAGCCCGCAGCUGCUGCCAAAUCCAGCCCUUCCCUGGGCUCCUCCUCCUCCUCCUCUGCGGCGGGCAGCGGAGCUCCCACGGACCAGCAGGCCCUCCUGCGGCGGGGGAAGAGGCACCUGCAGGGGCCCGCUUUCAACAGCUUUGACUUCCAAGGCAGCAGGCCCACCACGGAGACGGAGUUCAUUGCCUGGGGGCCCACGGGGGAGGAGGAGGCCCCGGAAUCCAAUACCUUUCCAGGCGUUUAUGGCCCCACCACGGUCUCCGUCUUCCAAACACGGAAGACAGCUGUGGCCACCGCCACAGCCACCGCCACCGCCACCGCGGCCACCUCCGUGACACUGCAGACUCAGGGGGUCACCGAGGCCCUGGACCCCAGGAGUGGGAAACCGGUUGGGGUAAGCACGACGGAGCCUUCCAGCAGUCCCAGCAGAGACAGUGGCAAAGUCAGCAAGCCCCCGCGGGUUCUGGGGGAGACCUCAGGUUUGGCGGUCCAUCAGAUCAUCACCAUCACCGUCUCCCUCAUCAUGGUCAUAGCUGCUCUGAUUACAACUCUUGUCUUAAAAAACUGCUGCGCCCAGAGCGGGAACCCUCGUAGGAACAGCCACCAGCGGAAGGCAAACCAUCAGGAGGAGAGCUGCCAGAACCUGACGGACUUCACGUCCGCCCGGGUGCCCAGCAGCCUGGACAUCUUCACGGCCUAUAGCGAGACCCUCCAGUGUUCACACGAGUGUGUCCGGGCGUCCGUGCCCGUGUACACCGACGAGACGCUGCACCCAGCCGGAGAGUACAAAUCCACGUUUAACGGGAACCGACCCUCUUCCUCUGAUCGGCAUCUUAUUCCUGUGGCCUUUGUGUCUGAGAAAUGGUUUGAAAUCUCCUGCUGACUGGCCGAAGGCUUUUUUACCUCCUGGGGGCAGGGCAGACGCCAUGUGUCUGUUUUAUGGAUUCCGUUGGUGAACCUGUAAAAAAAAAAAAAAAAAAAAUUACAAAUUACAAAAAAAACACACAAAACCUAAAACUAAACUAUCUAAGGGGAGGGUCCCCACACCUACCACUUCUGUUUGCCGGUGGGGAACUCACAGAGCAGGACGCUAUAGGCCAAAUAUAUUUUUAUAAAAAUGCCGACGCCUAUGGGGAACUGCCUUCUCCGAGAGCUUCUUUGGGGAACAGAAAGAAGAUGAUCCAAGAGGAAGAGCUGGAGACACAGAAAGGGCAGGAGGACACACCGGAAGCCGGGAUUUGUACUGCGAUUUUGAACCUGUGCCAAUAAUACCAUUAUGUGCCAUGUACUGACCCGAGAGACUUGGUGACAAAGCCGAAGCCAAGCGAACCACGAGGAGAAAUCUUACAGAAAACAGGAGUGGGCAUCUCUUCCGAUAGAGUUGCUAUUUCUGGUUAAUGUACAUAUAUAAAUAUAUAAAGACACACAGACAUACACACACACACACACACACA